AUGUCUCGGCUUGUAAACCAGUCGUCUGUCGAUGAAAAUAUUGCAGUCUAUUUACAAAACGAGUUAUCAGAACUGACGGUUAAUGAUUAUGCUAUUGGUCGGGAGAUACAACAACAAUAUCAAAAUAAAUCGAUAUGUAACGAUGCUGCUAUUGCUUUGGAGAUUCAGAAAGAAGAAGAAGCUUGUGUACACUCUUGCUUACAUGACGAUGAAGGAUUGGCAAGAACGUUGCAAGACUUGGAGGCUAAUCUGCAGCCCUCUCUAAGCGAUGAUGAAAAACUUGCAAGAUAUUUGCAAGAACAUGAUGAAUUGGCAAAUAAUACGGAAGAUGAUAUCCAAGAAACACAUCACCAUCAGUACCACCCCAUGCAAGUGAAUCGUUCAUACAUACCUCAACGUGAUGCUCCAUCGUCUAGUAGAGCCAUUUUUCACUAUGACGAUGGUGAGAACUUCUCGGGUCGUUAUACGCAUACUCAUAGUCCUUCAAGCAUUUCCCACAAUCCUACUGAUGAUGAGAACAAUGAUCCCGAAAAUAUGACGUAUGAGGAAUUAACUGAGUUAGGAGACUCGGUUGGAGAUGUCGGUAAAGGAUUAUCGCAAGAGAGGAUCUCUAGAUUGCGGACUCAUAAGUAUGGUACUAAAACCAAAUCUUGGUACUGUUUGCAUAUGAAAAAGAAGUUUGUUGCCGAUGAUUCUCAGUGUUCGAUAUGUCUAAUGGAGUAUGCAAAAGGAGAUAAGAUUACAACUUUGCCAUGUAAACAUAUCUAUCAUAAAGAUUGCAUUUCACAAUGGCUGAAACAAAACAAGGUAUGCUGCAUUUGCAAGGCCGAGGUUUAUCCAUAAUACUAAAUCUCGUCGGACCAACGAUCUAUAAUGUUCGGUUUUGA
Arabidopsis thaliana (thale cress) is the source of this 887-nucleotide messenger RNA. RefSeq names its product RING/U-box superfamily protein. Bases 1 to 843 code for a protein of 280 amino acids. The record is from RefSeq and is marked reviewed. Gene Ontology annotation, biological process: protein ubiquitination; negative regulation of organ growth. Gene Ontology annotation, molecular function: ubiquitin-protein transferase activity. NCBI's taxonomy places the organism in Eukaryota, Viridiplantae, Streptophyta, Magnoliopsida, Brassicales, Brassicaceae. The transcript is spliced from 9 exons.